AUGGAUGUUGCGCUUCCUCAGUGGGUAUUGUGGAAGGCGCUGGAACAAUUUCCUGGCUCGUUUAAGUUGUCAGUAUCGAGAAAUUACUUCGCUUCACCCGAGGAAUAUCAGUGUGACACCGCUGAAUCCAAAGAUGCUCAGCUGCAAACGUAUGGUAAUCAGAUCCAAUGCCAGACGCCUGAUUCGAGUGUCGAGUGCGCAAAAGGACCUGAUUUUCAGCCGAUAAAGAGGUGA
Molecule: messenger RNA, 234 nt
Organism: Soboliphyme baturini
Lineage: Eukaryota; Metazoa; Nematoda; Enoplea; Dioctophymatida; Soboliphymatidae
Source: the annotation of a GenBank genome assembly